Molecule: messenger RNA, 998 nt
Organism: Cynara cardunculus var. scolymus (artichoke)
Lineage: Eukaryota; Viridiplantae; Streptophyta; Magnoliopsida; Asterales; Asteraceae
Product: ras-related protein RABH1e-like
Exons: 6
Coding region: 185-808 (207 amino acids)
Molecular function (GO): GTP binding; GTPase activity
Source: RefSeq, a predicted model, not a curated record
CGUCUAGUUGGCGGUUUCUUCUCCCAUUCAUAUGUAUAUAUAUAUGACCCGAUUGAAAAUCAAACCCACCGCACCGUUUUUUGAUUCAUCUUAUCUCUCCUCCCAUUUUCUCUGACAUUUCAGUUUUCACCAAAACUUUCACUCAAAGAUUGAGAUCUGAUCGGCGAUUUCAAGCAAUUCACUCAUGGCGGUGGUGUCACCCCUUGCCAAAUACAAGUUGGUAUUUUUGGGAGAUCAAUCCGUCGGCAAAACCAGCAUCAUCACCAGAUUCAUGUACGACAAAUUCGAUACCACCUAUCAGGCCACCAUCGGCAUCGAUUUCUUGUCUAAAACAAUGUACCUUGAAGAUAGAACAGUUCGGUUGCAGCUUUGGGAUACAGCUGGCCAGGAGAGAUUUAGGAGUCUCAUUCCAAGUUAUAUAAGAGAUUCAUCGGUUGCGGUAAUUGUCUAUGAUGUUGCCAAUCGACAGUCAUUUUUGAACACUUUAAAGUGGAUAGAGGAAGUACGUACUGAGCGAGGCAGCGAUGUGAUUAUAGUCCUUGUUGGGAACAAAACUGAUCUUGUUGACAAAAGGCAAGUUUCAAUUGAAGAAGGAGACGGCAAGGCUCGUGAAUUCGGGGUCAUGUUUGUAGAAACCAGUGCAAAAGCUGGAUUUAACAUUAAGCCUUUAUUCCGAAAGAUUGCAGCUGCGUUGCCAGGGAUGGAGACUCUUUCGUCAACGAAACAAGAAGACAUGGUUGAUGUGAAUUUGAAAUCUUCAUCAAAUACGAACCAGUCAGAUCAGCAAGGCGGAGGCUGCGCAUGCUAAUCGUCAUCGAUCAUAUUCACUUCACUUGUAUUAAUGAUUUGAUUUUUAAACCUAUUAAUUUUCUUGCUCCAUUAUUUUUUCCAGAAAUUCGAAUUUUGUGCUUUCAAAUGACACAUCUUUGUGCCUCAGGUUAUAUGGAUUAGAGUUUCCCUUUUAACAGGUUAAUCUAAAAGUCAAUGGCUGAUGCUGC